AGGAAACAGUAUUUAAUGUUGACAACACACGGGGAACUUGAAAUCAUGAUGAUGAUCAUCAUUCAGUAGACGAAAGCUUAUACACGAUGUUGGAUUGCCCCCAACAUUUAAAAAACUAAACCAAUUGACGAGUAAAUGCGUGGGUCUCGAUUAAAUUGUACUCGCCAAGCAGUUGUUCAUAAGAACUUAAACAGGGUUUGCCUGUUUUUGUUUUUUUUUUUUAAUUUUAAUUUAGUUUUUCAUUUUACCAAAUAUAUUUAAAAAUUUUAAUCAAGAGCUUUAUUUGCUCUGGAAAUUAUUUAAUUAUUAAAAUGAAAAAUAAAUGUGCUAGUUUUAUUAUUUUCAUUUUAACAUUGUGCUAUUGUAAUGUGGCAAUUGCAACACAGUGUGGUAAAGUUUGGCUAUCUGUUUCAUCACUUUGGCGACCAAUUGUUGCUAGUGACAGAGUUGUCGAUGCUGAACUUGAAGUUAAUUGGGAUUUAGAUUGUCCACCAAAUAUUGAACUACCAGAUACAAUCAAAGUUUUUGAUGCUAAUCCAGUUCACAAUUCGAGUUUGAAGCCAUUAUUAAUUUUAAUACUUGCUGAACAUCCAUAUGGUUAUUAUCGUACUAAUAUUGUUGUUGGAAGACCAGUAUUACCAGGUGGAUGGGACAUUGCUGAUGGUGCAACACUACCUGGUACUCAUUGCCUUAAGCAUCAUGCUGCUUUGUACAAAGACAAUGCAAUAUUAACAAGUUCUUGUAUUGGUAUUUGGCCAACUUGGAUGUAUGAUUUAAGACGACAACUUGGAAGACUACCAAUUGGUACACUCAUGAUACCUGGUACUCAUAAUUCUGGAUGUUACAAACAUGGUGAUUUAACACGUCGUGAUGCAUUUCAAAGAUAUUUAUUAACUCAAGAUCGUGAUAUUUGGACACAAUUAGUACAUGGAAUAAGAUAUUUUGAUUUAAGAGUUGGUUAUUAUCCUCCAAUAUCACAUAAUGGAACUAGAAUUGAUGAAAUUGAUAAUAAUCAUACCAGUAGAUUUUGGAUUAAUCAUGAUGUCAUACGUAUUAAUCCAUUAUCAAAUAUUAUUAAAGAUAUUAAAAAUUUUCUAGAUGUUGCAAGGGGUGAAGUUGUCAUUAUGGAUUUUCACAGAUUUCCAGUUGGUUUUGAGGGAAGACAAGGAAGACAUCGUAAAUUAAUAUCAAUACUUCAUCGUGAAUUUGAAUCAUUAAUAUUAAAACCAAGUCGUGGUGUUGAUGGUCUUGGACCAACACUCAAUCAAAUAUGGAACAGUGGUAAACGUCUUAUAAUAUGUUAUAAUGACAAACACACUGUUAAUGAGUAUGAAUGGCUUUGGCCACCAUUGACCCAAGCAUGGGGUAAUCAACAAACACCAGAGGGACUUUUUGAGUAUCUUGAAAGUUUAUUAAUGAAUCCUAUGAAAACAAGAAUAACACAAAAUCCCAUGUGGGCAGUUAUGGCUGAAUUAACACCAAGACCAAUGGAUGUUAUAUUUAAACCAUCUGGUAGUCUUCGUCAAAUGGCUGAUUCAAUUAAUAGAAAUUUAACAAAAUUAUUUCAACGUGAAUGGUGGAAACAAACAAAUAUUGUUGCAACUGAUUUUUUUCUUGGCAAUAAUAUUAUUGAUGUUGCCAUUCAAUCAAAUAUUAAAAAAAGCAAUAUUGCCCAAUGGCAACUUUAAAUAAUCUUUUUUUUUUUUUUUGCAAUGUUGAGUGUACUCAAUUCAAAAAUAACAAUAAUAAUAACAUAAACAAAAUAAUAUUAAUAAAUUAAAGUAGAAUAAAAAUUUAUAAAUUUAAAAUUAAAAAAAAAAAAAACAAUGUAUCCGUUGUGUAAUUUUCAUCACUUGAAAUAUUAAUAAUAUCACCUCGAAAUAAAUUCAAUGACCGGCUUGGUCAUGUAUAAA
This is a messenger RNA of Aphidius gifuensis, 1913 nucleotides long. RefSeq names its product PI-PLC X domain-containing protein 1. The transcript is spliced from 6 exons. The record is from RefSeq and is a predicted model, not a curated record. Gene Ontology annotation, molecular function: phosphoric diester hydrolase activity. The coding region runs from base 312 to 1688 and encodes 458 amino acids. NCBI's taxonomy places the organism in Eukaryota, Metazoa, Arthropoda, Insecta, Hymenoptera, Braconidae. Gene Ontology annotation, biological process: lipid metabolic process.